GAACCUGUGCACAUACACAAGUGCGCAACGGUGGAUUAUCUAUUUAAUUUUAUCCCACCUCACCUCAUUGGCUCCCUGACGCACCCUGGUUGGCAGGCGACGCCAGGUGUCAUGGCCAACACGAAGUUCGCCUUACCAGUCAAUAAAUGUGAAAUAGAUGAUAAGUUGGACCUUCUUUCGCUUGCAUAAUUAAAAGGCGCGCCGCACUAUGAUAGCUCAAUGAGUGUUUAAACAUUUGUAUAUUGCGCCCGGGCUGUCAGAUAACAGAUCUUCCAUCCCAUUAUCAAGCGCUCGUCAGCAAGUUCUUCCAUAUCGGUCAAUACAUCGUUGAUAGGAUCAGAUCAGUGGUCAACCAGUGUUAGUGGUGGGUCCACAAGAACGACGUAUCCCGUGGUGUAAAUUAUCAUGCACCUUUUGCACUCUACGACCAAGAAACUAGAGGAAUUUGUCAAUCCUCCAGAUUAUGCGAUACUCUCGCACCGAUGGCGCGAGGAAGAAGUCCUGUUUGCAGAUAUCCAUCAGGAGCAUGCGAAAGGCAUGAAAGGCUAUGCCAAAGUAGAGGGGUGCUGUGAACAGGCGCGGCGCGAUGGGUAUCAAUACGUCUGGAUUGAUGCAUGCUGCAUCGACAAAAACAGCAGCGCGGAGCUUGCAGAAGCAAUCAACUCCAUGUUCACGUGGUAUGAGAACGCCCAGGUAUGCUACGUGUACUUGGGCGAUGUUGCUGAUAACGGAGACCCGGGAACCGAGUCCGCAUUUGCGCAAAGCGACUGGUUCACCAGAGGGUGGACUCUACAAGAGCUCAUCGCGCCCACGAGCUUAUUCUUCUUCGACAGCCACUGGAGGGAGAUUGGAAGCAAAAACAGCUUGGCUGGGCUUAUCUCGUCCAUUACGAGAGUGCAUCCCGACGUAUUGACGCGCGUAAACGCCGGCUCAGACAAGUUAAUGGCCACCAGAGUAUCCUUCAGCGUCGCAACCAAGAUGUCAUGGGCUGCUGGGAGGAAGUCAACUAGACCAGAAGACAGAGCCUACUCCCUCAUGGGAAUAUUUAAGGUUCACAUGCCUGUCAUCUACGGAGAGGGGGAGAAAAAGGCUUUUUUCAGACUGCAACUGGAGAUUAUGCGUACUUCGCAUGACCAGAGCAUUUUUGCUUGGAGCAAUCCUUUGGCAGGUAGCAAAAAAUCAGGGACUUGGCCCUUCGCUCUAUACCCCGAUUACUUUGCCAAGUCAGACAACGUUGAAGACGUGCCCUCCGAUCAAUGGAUACGCUAUAGCCAAGAAUUCAUUAGCUCAGAUGUCCCCAGGCUUGACUUCGCCGCCACCAACGACGGCUUGGAUAUAAGCCUUCCCUUACUACCUCUGGUGGAUGAAUCGGACGAGUUCAUCGCCCUCCUGAGCUGUCAACGUCGCACAAGCGACGGAGAGCAGCAUUUCGUCGGUAUUCGUCUACGGCGUUCCAUGCCCAAUGCGGAACGCUACGAGAGGAUAGAUGAUCAUACCCUCGAGGACAUCAUCGACCCUCGUCAAGAAUUCAAAUUCAAACAAAUACACAUUUCGUACCCGUUACUAUCGGGUUUAUCCCAUGGUACUUUCUUCAGCACCUCAACGUCGCUCUUCAUUCAAAAUAUCGGGGUAGGAUCGCACGGCUUCUCCGUGAUCGAUGUGGAGACGGCGCCUUCAUGUGUCCUGCAGAUGCGCGACAGUAAUUUUGUCCUGCAGAUGAGCAGGCCAUUCCCGCUACUGAAGCCCUCACAAGAUUUCAAAGGUUCACACCAUCUACCUCAGACUGUGGAUUCCUCGUGGUUAGCAUCGUUCACCUACCACAACUCAACGACGACAGAACAAUUCAUCGUCACUGUGGGGAUAUCUUGGGUACAAGAUGGGGGCCCAUGGCUCCGAAUUACUCCAGAGAAGCAUCCUGAUCAACUCAGUCGACUCAAGAUCGACUGGACUUCUUACCAGCUCAAAGCAGGCAGGAAAGUGACAGCGUCGGUGAAGAGCGGUGGUCACGCUUCUGCUGGCAAGAAGCGUUCUAUAAUGUUCGACCGGUAUUCAGUCAAUAUAACAGUCUACGGUGACCUAUAGGCUAUGACUCGGAAAUUUGGGAGAGGUUUAAAUGGUCGGCAUUAGGCAAGGUAUGGCUACUCGUGUAAAUCUCAACACUGGUGACGAGCGGGUAAUGGGUCGUGGAGCGAUGAAUCUAAGAUCACCCGCGAAGGUGGAUUUAAUAUGUAGGCCUUA
Messenger RNA from Suillus clintonianus, 2238 nucleotides. Its product is annotated as heterokaryon incompatibility protein-domain-containing protein. NCBI's taxonomy places the organism in Eukaryota, Fungi, Basidiomycota, Agaricomycetes, Boletales, Suillaceae. The record is from RefSeq and is a predicted model, not a curated record. The transcript has 2 exons. Bases 406 to 2082 code for a protein of 558 amino acids.